UAGGGCCACGUUGCUUUUGCGGCGCCGGAGACCACGCACCGCAGGCAUGGCUUCCGUGGACUCGCGGCGGAUGGGGAAUGGCGGCGGGGUCGGGGGCACCUUCCAGCCCUACCUAGACUCCUUGCGGCAGGAGCUGCAGGAAAGCGACCGGACGCUGCUGUCAGUCGUGGUGGCGCUUCUCGCCGUGCUGCUGACGCUGGUGUUCUGGAAGUUCAUCCGGAGCAGAAGGAGCAGUCAGAGAGCUGUUCUUCUGGUUGGCCUUUGUGACUCCGGGAAAACAUUGCUCUUUGUCAGAUUGUUAACAGGCCUUUACAGAGAUACUCAGACUUCCAUCACUGACAGCUCUGCUGUGUACAGAGUCAACAAUACCAGGGGCGCUAGUCUGACCUUGAUUGACCUCCCUGGCCAUGAGAGCUUGAGACUUCAGUUCUUAGAGCGGUUUAAGGCUUCAGCCAGGGCUGUCGUGUUUGUUGUGGAUAGUGCAGCCUUCCAGCGAGAGGUCAAAGAUGUGGCCGAGUUCCUGUAUCAAGUCCUCAUUGACAGUAUGGGUCUGAAGAACACACCGUCAUUCUUAAUCGCCUGCAAUAAGCAAGACAUUACAAUGGCAAAAUCAGCAAAGUUAAUUCAGCAGCAGCUUGAGAAAGAACUCAACACUCUACGAGUCACCCGUUCUGCUGCCCCCAGCACACUGGACAGUUCCAGCACUGCCCCUGCUCAGCUGGGAAAGAAAGGCAAAGAAUUUGAAUUCUCACAGUUGCCCCUCAAAGUGGAGUUCCUGGAGUGCAGUGCCAAGGGUGGAAGAGGAGACGCUGGCUCUGCUGACAUCCAGGACUUGGAGAAGUGGCUGGCUAAAAUCGCCUGAGCAGCUGGUCCAAGCACAAGACAGGGAUGUGUAUGUGUCUGACUGCCAGUUUUGGAAAAGGGUAUGGUCGCCUGCAGUUGAUAAAGAAGGGGUAUAAAACAUAGUUAGAAAUAUUUCCUUGUUCUGGCACAAACUGUUGUUGAAACCAGCUUGGAAUUUUUUUAAGUUCUGUUCUCCCUUAUUGCUUUCACACUGGUCACUUUUAUUUGACUUGUGUGUCUUCCCUUUGUUAAAGUGUAUGUAACAUCCCUUUAGUGUAUGCUUGACAUAGGGUCAAGGUCUUUGUGCCAUAACAAGUGGACUCCACUUAGGAUAUUAUCAUGAGAAUAUGGUUAUCAUCUGAAAAGUUUUCUUAUCCUCUGUUUCUGUGCUUUGGUCCCUUUUUCCUGGAAACAAACCUGCCUGUGUAUGGAAUCGGUUGGUUUCCAGUUGCCCCUGGCAUUCUUGCGCAGUAUGUCAUCUUGUCCUUUGUGCCUUCUCAGAUUUGUAGGUACAGUUACAGUACGGUCUCCCGACAUGUGAAGAAAGGUAGGAGACAGCGAGGCUGUGUUGACAGUGGGUCUGUUCUUCAUCAGCUCAAUGACUUGUCCACACUCCAGCCUCAUAGCACUUAGGUUUCAAAAACAUGUCAUGAGCUCUUGCAGUCAUUCCCAGAUGAUAGAACUGUAAGUGCUAAAUCCCCAGAUGCCAAGUCUAGUGUGUUCUAGCAGUCUUCCCUAACUGGGGGCAGAUGGGGAUUUAGAAGCUCUUCCGUGUUUCUGGAGGGCUGGGGGCUCCUGAGCUAUCUUCAUGUGCUGUUUGAUCUGCCCCUACAUUGUACUCUUAGCUAGAAUGCUGUGGAACAAAUACAAAUUGAAAAAAGUUCUCUGUA
This is a messenger RNA of Equus quagga, 1733 nucleotides long. RefSeq names its product SRP receptor subunit beta (gene SRPRB). Bases 47 to 862 code for a protein of 271 amino acids. NCBI's taxonomy places the organism in Eukaryota, Metazoa, Chordata, Mammalia, Perissodactyla, Equidae. Gene Ontology annotation, biological process: protein targeting to ER. The record is from RefSeq and is a predicted model, not a curated record. Gene Ontology annotation, cellular component: signal recognition particle receptor complex. The transcript is spliced from 7 exons.